UUGGACUAAGGUUUUAAUCUUCGGUGGGAGGCGGGGAGGAUCUGCCGGGCCUGAGGAGCAGUAGUCUUCGAGAACAAAGAAUUACAGAGCACCCACAAGUCGUAAUCUUGGCCAAAGUACUGUAACAAGAUAAUUUAAACAAGGCUGAAGUUGGGCGAAGAUUAGCCCUCCUUUUAGGAAGGUGUUCCUGAACACCGCUGACAACACGGUUCUGACAGUAUUUCAUGACGAUGGAUGGCGACAGUGCUACAACAGAUGCUUCUCAACUAGGCAUCUCUGCGGACUACAUCGGAGGAAGCCACUACGUGAUACAGCCUCACGAUGAUACUGAGGACAGCAUGAAUGAUCAUGAAGACACAAAUGGUUCAAAAGAAAGUUUCAGAGAACAAGAUAUCUAUCUUCCAAUUGCAAAUGUAGCAAGGAUAAUGAAAAAUGCCAUACCUCAAACGGGAAAGAUUGCAAAAGAUGCCAAAGAAUGUGUUCAAGAAUGUGUAAGUGAGUUCAUCAGCUUUAUAACAUCUGAAGCAAGUGAAAGAUGCCAUCAAGAGAAACGGAAGACAAUCAAUGGAGAAGAUAUUCUCUUUGCCAUGUCGACCUUAGGCUUUGACAGUUAUGUAGAACCUCUAAAAUUAUACCUUCAGAAAUUCAGAGAGGCUAUGAAAGGAGAGAAAGGAAUUGGUGGAACAGUCACAGCUACGGAUGGACUAAGUGAAGAACUCACAGAGGAGGCAUUUACUAACCAGUUACCAGCUGGCUUAAUAACUGCAGAUGGUCAACAACAAAAUGUUAUGGUUUAUACAACAUCAUAUCAACAGAUUUCUGGUGUUCAACAAAUUCAGUUUUCAUGAUCUGAAGAAAUGGUGGCAUGGGGAGUGGAGAGAAGGGAAAGAGUCUGUACGAUUCUGGAAACAGAGACAUUAAGAAGGAAGUGACUGGGGGAACGAUGUCUCUUUGUAUAUUAAAUAGCUGUAAUGUAGCUUCCUGAUGCUUGACUAAUUGAGGUGUUAAUUCUGACUUGAGAAUCUUUUUCAUGAAUGAUUUUAAAGAAAAAUUUGGAUUUUAAAGGUAUUAAAAUAUUUUUGUUUUGUACGAGAGUUUGUUGCUCUGUAUGACUCCUGUAUGCAUUGUAUAUUGCAAUUUAUUACUGUCAGAGAUUUGUAGACAGUUUCUUAUUUUCAUAUUGAAUCAUGUUACUUUUGUAAUUCAAGUAAGCAGCUGGGUUAAUUCAUGAUGUUUGCCCUUUUAAUAAAAUAUAAGGGUAGAGUUCAUUUUGAA
Molecule: messenger RNA, 1275 nt
Organism: Lontra canadensis (Northern American river otter)
Lineage: Eukaryota; Metazoa; Chordata; Mammalia; Carnivora; Mustelidae
Gene: NFYB
Product: nuclear transcription factor Y subunit beta
Exons: 8
Coding region: 225-848 (207 amino acids)
Biological process (GO): regulation of transcription by RNA polymerase II
Cellular component (GO): CCAAT-binding factor complex; nucleus
Molecular function (GO): DNA-binding transcription activator activity, RNA polymerase II-specific; protein heterodimerization activity; RNA polymerase II cis-regulatory region sequence-specific DNA binding
Source: RefSeq, a predicted model, not a curated record